AUGUCUGGGCGUCUAUCACCCGACCAUUCUCGCUCCCUCUCUCGAUCCUCUCAAUCUCAACGUCUCUCUCAGGGUCAGGACCCAGAUGCAAUGCCUCAAAAUUCCUCCUCCGGUCACUCCAACAAUCCCAAUGUCUUUUCGGAUGAAUACUCGCUAGAACCCAUCGAUUCGGAACAAGCAACCCUCACACCGCGAAGUCCUUCGAUAUCAUCGGUCGCUUCCUCGAGUACCCUUCGCUCAACAGCUGUCCCCUCAAAGCCAUAUUCCACCACAAAUGACCCCGAGCCUUCUGAGAACCCGUUUGGGGAUGAGGCUCGCGUCUCUUUCGAUGAUACCCCCUACCGAUCGAGCCUCCCCCAGAAGGGGGUCGAGGCCUCCAACCGCAAUUCCAUAGCCUCUACGACUCCCUCCAUGACACAACGAAGCCAAAGUAUUUCGUCCCGUUUCUCCAUGCCCCCCAGAGCUCUUAGUCCUUACACGGGCGCGACCGGUCCAAGCCAUCCCUAUGCUAUGUACCCACAGGUGGGUGUUAGCCGUUCGCCCAGUAUUACGACUACUUCUACAGUACGACCAAUCGAUCGACCGCUCGGUGAUACCAACGCACCGCAACAUCCGUAUGCCAUGUACACGCAGAAUGUCGUCCCGGAGGAGGAUUUGGAUACCGCGGCAAUCCCCCUUGGCUUCCCAGGACACAACCAGGCCUAUCAACGCCCGCCAGGCCGCGCUGAUGAUGAUGUCGGUGAUCUCAUUGGGCCCGACGGACACACAGAACAGCUCCCUCCUUACUCGCGUUACCCCGACGGUGCUGCCCCUAAACCCCCCGGCACAUUCGAGACACUGAAUGCUGCCGCCAUUCCCCAGGAAGCAGACCAUCAUACCAACCACGUAGGCCCACCGGUAUCAGAAGUUUCCUCCCGAACACUUGUAUCGGAGCCCCCUAUCAGCAGAGACGGUAACCAAAUUGGCAACAACAUUGGCAACAACAGCGGCGGUGGUGGCGGCGGCGGCGGUGGACAGGGUGGACAGGGUGGGCAGCCCGAAGAAGCCCCGGCUACAGGCGUGAUGGCUUUUGAGGAAAAGUUGAAGACCAAGGGCAAGAAGAAAGCAUGCUGUGGGCUUCCCAUUUGGACCCUAGUCCUAGUAGGGGUUGUUAUGAUUGUGGUGGCUUGUAUUGGUGGUGUCAUUGGUGGUGUUUUGGGCGCAAAGAAAGCGACCAGCGAGGAGAGCAAGAAAUCAAAGGGCCCGCCUAUUGUCACCGUUACAGCUACUCCACGAAUGGAUGCGACCCCAGUAUCAACAACCCCGGCUUAUCUCAAGACUCUUCCGACCGGCUCAUACGUCAUUCCGGCGAACCCCAAAAAUCAAUCGAAGUUUUGCAUUGCUGACCAUGAUUACAACACAGCUUGGAGCUGCGCGACCAAAGGCAAGGAAUUGCCCAUUUCCAUCGGUGGAUCGGAUCUGGGCCGGACAAUUACUUUCGAGCCUGACACCUCAUCCUUUUCCUACGGGGCUCAGCCGCCGUAUUUACCUCACAAAAACCAAAGUUUGAGCAUGAUGUACGAUACUCAAGAUCUCAGUCUUGGUCCUGCCCUGUUCUUUUUCGCCCAGUUCGAUAAAUUGGUGGUCGUUCACCAGGACAAGUUCCCCUCCAAUGCACUCUCAAAGCGAUACGUUUCCGAGGAAGACCUGAUUGCCAGCGCGAUGCAGAUGAAGCAGACGACCCAGGUGGGCGAUCAACCGUGGUUCUGCUGGUGGAAUAGCACAGCGAUGGAGUUUUUCCUGUACAUCAAUGAAACGACCAAGGAAUAUCAGUACAGUGCCACCGCUAGCACUACCACCACCACCGGAUUUUUGUCUUCUGAAACCGGCUCGAGCUCCCUAGCCAACUACCCUCGCCGCAUCAAGAUCAGUGAGAACAGAAAUUAUCCAGGGGCCAAGUCGCCUUAUUGCCAGCAAAUGAAAGUCCUGGACAAUGGCGAUAUCGCAACCGUUUCUCCCCAUACGGUCGACAUUGCGGAAAUCGAACCGACACCAACAACCACCAUCAAGGCAAAUGGUGUAGCGACUCAAACUUAUACGGCCACGGCGCAAUAUGAAAGCACAUGUUACUGCGCUUCUUUGACCGAUUAA
Aspergillus wentii DTO 134E9 is the source of this 2130-nucleotide messenger RNA. RefSeq lists its product as uncharacterized. The transcript has a single exon. The record is from RefSeq and is a predicted model, not a curated record. Bases 1 to 2130 code for a protein of 709 amino acids. Lineage: Eukaryota; Fungi; Ascomycota; Eurotiomycetes; Eurotiales; Aspergillaceae.